GAUCUUUAUUUAAGGAAGUGUUAUUCUCAUUCGUAGUCUUCGCCAAUAACAAAAACCAGCAGCACUCUAAACUCUUUCAAUGACUACCAAAAUAGAUCUUCCUUCUCCUCCUUCUCCAUUCUAAACUCCUUCAAUGACUACCAAAACAGAUCUUCCUUCGUCUUCUUCUACUUCUUGUCCUCCUCCUCCUCCACCAUCCGGUAAAUUCACGUACGAUGUGUUCCUCAGUUUCAGAGGUAAAGAUACCCGCACAAAUUUUACAGACCAUCUUUAUACCGCUCUCAUACAGAAAGGAAUAAACACAUUUAGAGAUGAUGAAGAGCUCAAGAGGGGGAAAUCGAUUGGUCCAAAUCUCUUGAAAGCAAUUGAAGAAUCAAGAUAUGUUAUUGUGGUUUUCUCCCAGAACUACGCCGAUUCUUCGUGGUGUUUGGAUGAGCUUGCAAAAGUCGUUGAAUGUAAGAGAUCACCCACAGGAAAAACAGUCCUUCCUGUGUUCUACCAUGUUGAUCCGUCUGAGGUGCGGAGACAAAAAGGCGAUCACUUUGAGAAAGCAUUUAAGAAGCAUGAAGAGCGGUCUGGAGGCAAUCUAGACAAAUUGCACAAGUGGAAAGACGCUCUUGCUGAAGUAGGCAAUCUCUCUGGAUGGCAUCUGCAAAAUGGGUCUGAAGCCAAAAUUAUUCAAGAAAUUGUAGAAAAGGUUUUCACUGAGUUGAAUAAAAUAAUCUCCACAUCUGAGGGCUUAGUUGGGAUGGAUUCUCACCUGAAUGAACUGUUUUCCUACUUAGACAUUGGGUGUCUCAAAGAUGUUCGUAUCAUAGGGAUUUGUGGGAUGGGUGGUAUCGGGAAAACUACUAUUGCACAAGUGGUUUUUGAAAGGAUAAGAGCUCAGUUUGAAGGUGAUUGCUUUCUUGAGAAUGUUAAACAGGAAACUGAAAUGAAGCAAGGUAGUACAAUUCAUUUACAAGAGAAACUUCUCUUGAACUUGCUGAAUAGUAAUGCCAAUGUACAGUACUCUAAAAUGGGAAAAGACAUAAUUAAGCAUAGACUAUCUACUAAGAGGGUGCUUAUUGUUCUUGAUGAUGUGGAUCAAGUUAAACAAUUGGAAACACUGUGUGAUCGUACUUGGUUUGGUCCUGGGAGUAGAAUCAUCAUAACAUCCAGAGAUGAACACUUGAUCAGUGCAUUUGGAGCAGACGAAGUAUACAAGGUAAAUGCAUUAUCUGAUUUUGAAGCUUUGGAGCUCUUUAGUUUGAAAGCCUUCAAGGAAGGCGAGGGUGGAGAAGAUUUUCUCAAGCUAUCCAAGGAAUUUUUGAAAUAUGCUAAUGGCCUUCCAUUAGCUAUUGAAGUUUUGGGAUUGUCUGUUCGUGGUAGAAGUGUAAAGUUAUGGUCAAGUGCAUUGGAGAGACUUAAAAAAAAUCCUCCGAAAGGGAUUAUUGAUGUUCUUAAAUUUAGUUUUGAUGGAUUAGAAGAGCCAGAAAAGAACACGUUUUUGGAUAUCGCGUGUUUCUUUAAAGGAGAUAACAAGGAUCGUGUAAUAAGAAUACUAGGUAAGGAUGUGGAGUUUAAUGUACAAGUUCUUAUGGACAAAUCUUUGGUAACUCUAUUUGGAACAAAAUUGUGGAUGCAUGAUUUGAUACAAGAAAUGGGUUGGGAAGUUGUUCGUCAAGAAUCUAAUAAUCCUGGAGAACGUAGCAGAUUGUGGCUUCCAAAUGAGAUUAUCCCUGUAUUUGAUCGUAGUAAGGCGACGAGUGCAGUUCAAGGCAUAUUCCUUGAAUGUCCAACAGAAGACGAUGUUGUUCACUCAAUUGAUAAUGCCUUCUCAAAUAUGGACAGAUUGAGAUUGCUCAAGAUUUGGAAUGUGAAGUUUUCUGGAAACAUCACAUAUCUUUCUAAUGAGUUACAUUAUCUUGAUUGGCAUGGGUGCCCUUUGGAUUCUUUCCCAUCAGACUUCCAACCGGAUAAACUUGUUGAACUUCACUUGUGUAUUAGCAGCAUCAAACAACUAUGGAGGGGAAAAAAGGGAUGGAGCAUGCUACGGCAUUUAGAUCUGAGUGUUUCACAAUACUUGAUGUCGACCCCAGACUUCACUGAGGUUCCUGAUCUUGAAACGUUGGUGCUUACAUUGUGUACAAGCUUGAGGGAGGUUCACCCGUCUCUUGGAUUUCUGAAGAAACUUGUCACUUUAAAUAUGACAUGUUGCCUUUCUAUUGAGAGCAUUCCACCUUUCACUGCCUUGGAAUGCCUUCAAAUAUUGAGGCUUUCAUUCUGUUCAAGACUGAAGAAGUUUCCAGAAAUUGAAGGAAAUAUGAAAAGCUUGCUGGAGCUUCAUUGCGAUAGGACCAGCAUUGAGGAAUUGCCUCCAUCUAUUGAACGCUUGACUGGUCUUACCAUGUUGAAUCUAACAGACUGUAAAAACCUUUUGCAUCUUCCCAAUACCAUUGGGUGCUUGACAUCUUUGAAAAGUCUCUAUCUAACAGGUUGCUCCAAAAUUCAUGAGAUACCUGAGAAUCUGAAUGGUAUGAAAUGUCUGGAGAGGCUUUACAUUGGUGGAACUUCCAUAAGGGAGUUAUCUUUCAUUGUACGCAUGAAGAAUCUACAGUAUCUAUCCUGCCAAAGAUGUACAUGUCUAGUUUCAGAAUCAUUUAAGGUUCUGGCUUCGUUAUCGAAUUUGACAGUGCUAGACUUGAGUUAUUGCAAUCUGGUGGAUGGAGCAUUUCUCAAUGAUUUUGGCAGCCUAAUAUCCUUGAUAGAGUUAGAUUUAAGUGGUAAUUGCUUUGUGCGAUUACCUGAAAGUAUCUCUCAAAUCUCAAAGCUCGAGAUUCUGCACUUGAAUGAUUGCAGGCAGCUUCAAUUGCUGCCCAAGAAGCUUCCGUUAAGUCUUGUAUCCGUUCAUGCACAAGAAUGUACUUCACUGACGGAUUGCCCAAAUCAAGUCCAAGUAUUGACUUCACAAGAGUCGGGAGUGACUACUAUCUAUUCAGGCCAUUCUUCAGCACUUGGAGACCCGGAAGGUUUCAAAACGUGGAGUUUUCCGGAACAUGGCGGGGGAUCUGUAGAGCUGUGUUUGACACAUGGGCACGCUGAGGGGAAACGAGUUGAUCGUAUGUUACUGCCAACUCCAGUGCUUGCAAGAGAAGUUGAACUGUGUCCACCUGCAACAUUGCAUUUUUCCUUGCAUCCUGAGAAUGAAAUUCCAGAGUGGUUCAGCACUACAUCAACCGGAAAUCCCAUAUCAAUCCAGAUACCUUCAAAUUUGUCAGAUGAUCAUACCUGGAAGGGAGUUGCAGCGUGUGCUGUUUUCUCAGUCAAAAGACGUAAUACGACUACUCUCUCUGUUACUGAACCGGAUCCUGAUUUUUCCAAUUACUUGUAUCAAAUCAGAAUGGAAACUGAUGCUUUCCGUCUAAAACCAUAUGUGACUGACUGGGAAGGACGUCUCCGCCCGGACCGCCCCCUUGGAUCAAGUUCUCAUCUGCUAAUGAUUUUCUAUUUACCUAGUUUGGUGUUUCCAAAGAGGGGGUUGAAUCAAUCAACUGUGCUGGCGGCUAAUUUUGAAACCGACAACCCAUUCAUGGUGCUCCAGAAAUGUGGAAUUCGUCUAGUCUAUGAGCAAGAUGACGGAUGGUAUUACAACAAAUUAUUUCCUGGGGUUCGUCCGAUUUUUCUGAAUAGAGAUGAGGACGACGCUGCACGGGAGUCUGGCUGGCUUAUUCAAGUGGAUGGAGGUGUAAAAUGGGAGAAAUUCAUUUUGAACUUCCAAGAAGAAUCCACACUUGUGCUGAGAAAUAAGAUUGAGUCUCUUCUUCUUAGAUACCUGGAGGCAUUAAACGAUUAUUCUGCAACGUAUAAAUUUAACCUCAGAGGAGGCCCAGCGUGGUUUAAGCACUGGUUUCAUGUCCCUGAUACAAUGCCAGCUGUUUGCCGGGGUUUUUGGCUAAUCGAGAUACCUCAGAAUCUACGCAAGAGUGAGAAGUGGAUGGGAUUUGCAAUAUACCUAUCAAUUGCGGAGAAAGUGCGGCAUAUACUAGAAGAAAACGAAGAGGUCAAGUAUCGUGUUUAUCUUCGACUCAGAAUCGGUGAAUCUAGUAAGAGGGUGUCCCGAGAACUUGAGCACUUCAAGUCAUCAUCAGAAGUUCGUCAUCAACUUUUGGUUUUUUACAUACCGCGGGCAGAGAUUCCCAAAGAGUUGUUCACUCAGACUUCAUCAACAACUAAAAUGCUCAUUUCCUUCAGAAUCGACUCCCCUUAUGUGAAGUUUCAAAUAGCUGGGAUGCGUUUUGUGUUCCAGGAAGAUAUGCAAGAGUUUGCUCAGACAAUUAUCAAAUGCAUGGAAAAGGAAGAUUCACUUGAAUUUUACCAUACGUUGGUUGUGAAAGAUUUGAUAGCGUUGAUGCGAUCGCGACGUUAUCAUUUAGAGCGGAUUAGUGAUCCAAAAGAACGGGAUUCCAGAACCAGACCGGAGAAAAAGUUUGAACUGCUUUCUCAAAAAUAUAGAAAUUGGGACUGGUCUAGCCCUCAACCUGUUCGUUGCAACUUCCGGGGAGCUGAAAUUUCCAAGUGGAAAUCGUUCAUGCAUUUCAUGGAAGGCAACUCUGCAGAUAUCCAACUGCCUCCAAAUUUGUUUGAUGAUGCUACUUGGUUGGGGAUUGUUGUAUGUGCUUUUAAUUUGGUGUCCGUGUCCACCGAAGAUCCAAGCAAGACGCCUAGCACUUCUAAUGAUGCAGAGUAUAACGUGCUUACCUGUCGUGUAGGCUCUGGUAUUGCUUUGGACAGGUUAUAUGAUCUCGUAUGUCAGGAAUGUUUUGAGCUGUUGGAUUAUGCAUACAGUACUAUUUGGUUCUUAUAUAUACCGCGCGGCGCACGCGAUGGUCAAUGUUAUCAUGAGUCCUGGAGGCAACGCAAACUUGCCAGGGCAACUUUUUCGUCAUCCAGCCCAUGCUUAGAAGUGUAUAGUUGUGGCCUUCGUCUAGUAUAUAAGGAGGACGUUGAACUUCUUGUAGAGACACUGAUCUCCUGCCAUCUACCCUGAACGUUCCACCACAGGACUGCUGCACAUGGAGGGCGUGCUGUUACUUCUUGGCAGAAGUACCGAUAUUUGCAUUCAAAGGAGGCAAGGUCUGCAAGCAAGAGUUUCCUGCUAAUUCCUUCCCUACAAGUUCCUAAUUAAAUAAGCAAAUGAAACUUAGGUCUCCGAAAGUUUCAUUUUAAGUAGUUUGUAUUUACUUGCAAUGUUCUUGUUUUCGACUGUGAGGUUUUUGGCUUCGUCCCUUUUGUACUUUCAUUCCUGAAUAAGCAAAUGAAACGUAGGUCUCGAAAAGUUUCAUUUUCAGUAACUUGUAUUUUUUUUAUCAUGUUUUCUUUUUCAAUUGAGAGGUUUUCGGCUUCGUCCCCCCUCUCUUUGUAUUUCCAUUUUUGAAUAAGCUAAUGAAAACUUAGG
Messenger RNA from Rosa rugosa (rugosa rose), 5437 nucleotides. RefSeq names its product TMV resistance protein N-like. The record is from RefSeq and is a predicted model, not a curated record. NCBI's taxonomy places the organism in Eukaryota, Viridiplantae, Streptophyta, Magnoliopsida, Rosales, Rosaceae. The transcript has 9 exons. Bases 134 to 5029 code for a protein of 1631 amino acids. Gene Ontology annotation, molecular function: ADP binding. Gene Ontology annotation, biological process: defense response; signal transduction.